This is a messenger RNA of Phyllopteryx taeniolatus (common seadragon), 946 nucleotides long. RefSeq names its product mediator complex subunit 29 (gene med29). Bases 258 to 788 code for a protein of 176 amino acids. The transcript is spliced from 4 exons. Gene Ontology annotation, molecular function: transcription factor binding; transcription coregulator activity. The record is from RefSeq and is a predicted model, not a curated record. Gene Ontology annotation, biological process: regulation of transcription by RNA polymerase II. Gene Ontology annotation, cellular component: mediator complex. NCBI's taxonomy places the organism in Eukaryota, Metazoa, Chordata, Actinopteri, Syngnathiformes, Syngnathidae.
GUGGUUUGUUUCUAUGUGCCCUGCGAUUGACUGGCAACCAGUUCAGGGUGUACCCCGCCUCCUGCCCGAUGAUAGCUGGGAUAGGCUCCAGCACGCCUGCGACCCUAGUGAGGAGAAGCGGCUCAGAAAAUGGAUGGAUUGGUGGAUGGAUGGAUAUAUAUAUGCUAGCUAACUAACAAGUGAAGAGCUCGUCUCUGCCCCAUCCGGAAGCGAAAGUUGUGUUUCCGGUGUGUGAGUGCUCGCCUCGCCUGGCCAAAAUGGCGUCCCAACAGCAGCAGACCGGCGGUCCACCAGGCUUACAACAGCAACAAGCCGCUGCACUGCAGCAACAACAGCAGCAGUUGAAUCAACAGCAGGACUUCGACCCUGUGCAUCGUUUUAAAAUGCUCAUUCCGCAGUUGAAAGAAAGUCUACAGAAUCUCAUGAAGAUCGCGUCGCACAACCUGGCUCACAACACGACCAUAGACAACGGAGUUAAAAGCAGUGACGCUGCUGUUCAGCGCUUCGACAAAAGCCUUGAGGAGUUCUACGCUCUUUGCGAUCAGCUGGAGCUAUGUUUGCGGCUGGCGUACGAGUGCCUCUCGCAGAGCAUCGACAGUGCCAAGCAUUCGCCCAACCUGGUGCCCACCGCCACCAAACCGGACACAGUGCAGACAGAGUCCAUGUCCUACGCCCAGUACCUUGGUAUGAUCAAGUCCCAGAUCUCGUGCGCCAAGGACAUUCACAACGCUCUGCUGGAAUGUUCCAAAAAGAUUGCGGGAAAGGGACAGCCUCCGGGAAUUAUGUAGAUCUCGCAAUUGACUCAUUUUCAUGGAAAUGCCAAGGAUUGUAGGAUUUAUUGUUGUUGUUUUGUAGCACGGCCUCCAGAGGAGUAAUGCUUUUGGUCAUUUAUGUUAACACUCCUCUGAACUUAAGGCAGGGUGGAUCAAUUAAAUCCAUAAACAUU